AUGAGCGAGGAAGAACAUGAACCCCGACGAACCGGAGGCGGCUUUGCUGCAGCUAGCACCGGAGGUCAUGCCGGGAGGACGGAGGGGGCACCGAGAGAUCGAGACCCACCACCUGCAUACGACGGAGAGAACCCGGAGGUUACGUUCCGCCAGUACGAGAAGCAGGUGGCCUUGUGGGAAUUCGAAACUGAGGUGCCAAAACCAAAGCGAGGCAUCAAGUUGCUUCGCCAGCUCUCAGGUGUGGCCAUGACGGCCGUGGACGACAUGGAGAUCUCGGAGAUUGCCACUGAGCAGGGAGUCAAGAACAUCCUCGGCAAGCUCCGUGACUACUUUCUGCCACACCUUGAGGUUUCAUUGCCAAGGGCAUUUGAAGUCGCGGUCUACGGACCGCCUCGAGGCAACAAGGAGUCCUUCGCCGAGUACACGAAGAGGAUGGAGCGGGCCUUCAUCAACCUCGCCAAGGAGGGCGUCGAAUUGCCCGACGGGGCCAAAGGGUACAUACUGUACCGACAGGCCUCCCUGACGGAAGCCCAGGACCAGCGGCUGCUGACCUGGGCCGAAGGCCAAUAUGGCCGUGGCGAGAUCACGAAGGCCUUGAGGAGGUUGGACAAGGUCAUCAAGGAGAAGGACAAGGCCAAGGGAAACUAUGUCACUGAAGAGAGCUAUGUCCUUGAGGGGUCCUCCGGCAUCCACUACGAAGCGGACGGCGAUGGCGCAGCGGCCUGGGAGGAUGACGAUGAGAACUACGUCUUCCUGGCCGAUGGGGACCUUGAUGAGGUCAUGGACGAGCAAGACGUGAUGAAUGCCUUAGCCUCCUACAAUGACACCCGUCAGGCACUCAAAGAUCAACGGCUGGGACGAGGCUUCUUCCCAGGGAAAGGCAAAGGCAAGAUCAACGCCUUCCAGAAAGGCAAAGACAAGGGCAAACGCCGCGUUCACAUCGAGCAGCUCAAGUUGCGCACCAGGUGCAGGAAGUGCUUGCAAGUGGGGCACUGGGAAAGAGAGUGCCAAAAUCCACCGGCGAGCCAAGCCGGAAAAGGAGAGAGCCGCACCUUCUACGUGGGACUACGAUCUGAGAGCGAUAGUUUCUCCACGUCGCAGCACGAUUUUUGGUUGCGACAGUUUGUGAAGGAAAGUCGAGCUCGACAAGAGACCUCGACGGAGUUCAACAAUGGAGCCAACCCUUCGAAGCGAUACAUGGAGCGGGCAUGUAUGGUCAAGGAGGGAAAGGUGAAUUUUUGUGGCAUCACCACCCAAGCGGUUGAGGGGAUAGUGGACACGGCAGCUGAGGGUGGUUUGAUCGGGAAGGAGUCUCUUCAUCGUCUCGAACGGGAACUCGCCGGUCGUGGUUUGCGAAUCAAGUGGAUUCCCAAGCAGUCAUUCGCCAAGGGGGUAGGAGGCAACGCGGUGGUCGAAGGGGUUGCAUUGAUUCCUUUGGGGCUUGGAGGCAUCAAUGGUGUUUUGGAGACCACCGUAGUGCAGGGUGACGUCCCGUUUCUACUUCCGGUAAAACUUCUCAGGGCAUUGGAGGCGGUCAUCGAUUUGAAGAACAUGGUCAUGCAGGUCCCCUCACAUCAGGUUUUUCUACCACUUCGUGAACUCGCAAGCGGUCAUGUCGCCGUCAACGUCAUGUCGUUCGCAGAGGGCAAGUUUUUGGUUCCUCCGGAAGCCGGUACGCAAGAGGAGUUUGAGAUGGAAUCACUCUGUUUUGCCACCACAGCAAUGCCGGCUCAAUCACUUUUCGCCGGUGCUCAAUUCGAUCGGCCCGGAGACGCCUCUCGCCCAUCACCACCACAUGGCGUCGCUGCUGAAGAAAGCCAAAGCAUUGGUGGGCGCUACUCCUUCCACGGAUCCAGUGCCGAUGGAAGUCGGGACACCACAGAGGCCUGGUGCUUGGACUUGGACUCGCAGCGGCCGGGGCGCAAGUCUUUGGAGACAAUCGCGGACUACUACUCGGAGGUGAUCAUGCAUGCACAAGUGCUGAAGCCCCUCCAGAGCAAGAAUGUUCAGAAGAAGAUCAAGGACGGCCCCUUGAGCAUGAAGUACCAGAAGGGGGAGCCCACAUCACCGAAGAGCCCGAGUACCUCCACUCCAGCACCAAGGACACCGAUGAGGAGCGAGGGCAGGAUCAUAGACGAUGCCAUGAUGGCAACACCUCCAUCCGGGGGAGAAACCCUGGAGGCCCUGAUGGCCAUGAAGCAGGACCUGAGAGUCGAGAUGGGCACUCAUGCCCAGAUCAUGCUUCAGCAGCUGAGGAACGAGCAGGCCGCAUCCUCUGUUCAGCAAUCUCAGAUGAACGCAGUCCAGCUGCAACAGAUAGCCGAGGAGGUGAAGAGGGCUACGGUGGCGAACCGCGAGCAGGAGAUCCGACAGGAGAAGCUCACGCAGAUGCUCAUCCAGGCCAAGAGUCCGGACACGGCUCACGACCCUCGAGCAAGCUCCAGGAGAUCACCUCCACCAAGACCGAGCAAGCUCUGCCUGUGUGGGCGCCCGGCCGAGGCCUUGAUCGUCAAGAAGGACGGACCGAGGAAGGGGCGCAUGUUUUGGAAAUGCGUCCAACGCCGAUGCGACCUCUUCGAAUGGAUCGACGAGAAGGACCAGGUCGACCUCGACGAGGUGAAGACGGCGGCUUCAUCCCUGAACCCAAGAAGGUCCAAGAGCCCGAAGAGGGAGGCCUCAGCGGCGGCUCCUACGGUGGGGAACAGCUGGUGUCAGGUGUUGCACCAGCAGCGCCAUUCGCUGGGCGCGGAGGGCUCAGCAGGGAAGCAACCCGCUGGUGGAGACCUAUGGCAAUUUAAUUUCUGGAUGAAGAAUGCCACCGGCGAUUGGAUUGAAGCCUCCAACGUCAUCCCGAAGGACGCCGUCGAGAUCUAUGUCCAGGUGAGGCACACCCGGAGAGGCGAGUUCCAAGACAUGUGGGAGGACUUCAAAAGCUCCCACUUUUCGAGAAAGGAGCGGCAGAUGUUGUCAACGGCAAUGAAGAAGAUGCCUGCCGCCGGAAAAGUCCUCUCGGAAGUCUUUUGUCCGCCCCGCAUCACCAAGAUCCUGAGGAAGAGAGGCUAUGAUGUGGGCACCAGUUUUGACCUCCUAACCGGAUGGGACCUGAGCAAACCAGAAGAGCGGAAGGCCAUGUGGAAGGCUUUGAGAGAAGAGCGGCCAGAAGUGAUCUUGGCGUGUCCCCCAUGCAAGGCCUUCAGCAGAAUGCAGGCAGUGAACUGGGGUCGAAUGGAUCCAAAGAAAAGAGUGCACCUCCUUCAAACUGGACGAGAGCGUCUACAUUUGGCCAUCGCAGUCCUGCGCUGGCAGCUGAGAAGAGGAGGGGCAAUACUUUUUGAGCAUCCAGACGGGGCCACCUCAUGGCAAGAGCCCGAACUGCAGUCUUUGGCGGCCAGCCGCGGAGUCCAGACCGUCGUGUGCGACCAGUGUAUGUUCGGGUUGAACGUGGACGGCACUGGCUUGAACAGAAAGAGAACAAGGUGGCUCUCCAAUAUGCCUCCGGUUCUGGAGGCCCUGGAGGUCAAAUGUGACAAGAGCCACUUCCAUGUCCCACUGGAGAAUGGUAGGCCGCUCCUGGCUCAAGUGUACCCGGACGGGCUGUGCCAGGCGAUCUCGAACGGCAUCCUCAAGUACCUCAACGGCACCUCCACCUAUGCAAUGGAAGAAGAUCAGGACGAGGACGAAGAGGAGGCCCAGGACGAACUUGAUCCAGUGCCGGAUGAAGGCCCCGGAGACUACAACCCAACGGAGGAGGAGAAGAAGGCCGUGAUGAGAGUGCAUCGAGCAGUCGAGCAGGCCAAGAACAGGUACUCCAAUAGAUCUGGCUUCGCACCGAUUCAACGACAGAUUGGACAGUGGCCAAGAUUGCCGACGUCAAUCAUGUCAGAUGAGGCAAUAGACCCAACGCUGUUGAACGGGGUGAUCACCGAUGACUUGGAGAAGUUGCACCACAUGCGGAACAUCGCGCACAAGGCAUUCUGCGAGCACAAUGCCAAAAACACCCUGAAGCGAGCCCUUCGAGCACGUCCACGAGUAUGGGUGGACUACAAACCCGGGGAGUAUGUGUUCGUGUUUCGAGUACCUCGCAUGAAGAAGCGGAAGCACGGGGGACCCGUCGAUGACGCCUCACUCUCAACAAAGGCAAGAUGGGUCGGCCCCGGGGUAGUCAUAGCUCCAGAUGGAGCGAACCUCUGGGUAUCGAUGCUGGGUGAGCUCUGGAAAGUCGCUCGAGAACAAUGCCGCCCUGCCACCAACGAUGAGAAGAUGGGAAUCGAGGCGGUGGUGCAAGAGUGCCAGGAGUUGGUCGAAGAGCUCAAAAGAGGGUCUCACCGGCUGGGAUACAAAGACUUGACUCAAGAAGAGUUUCCCCCGGAGGAAGAUGGAGGAGAAGGAGACAGAGAACAACAAGGAAGACAAGACCAACACCCACGGUUCGAAGAAGCCGUAGAAGAAGUGGAAUACACUCCUACACAAGUCGAGGGGGAGCACGAAGAAGAUCCCGAAGAAGCCGGAGGCGUGCCAGAGACGCCGCCGGUGAACGUGGACCGACCUCCGAUAGACCCGAUGUCACAUGAGGUGCAAGAAGCAUUGAGGCAAUCCGAACUGGAUGCAAAUCGGCUGGAUGGAGUGCCAGGUCCAACAUCAGGGCCAAUCUAUCGAUGGCAACAGAGAGCCAGGCAGGACCACAUCGCCCCCUACUUUGAGGACCAGGAAUGGUUUCUAGCUGAAGCUGAAGAGGCCAUGGAGGAGGAGAACCAGACCAGACAGACGAAGAUCAGGCAGCUAGCCAAAACCAGGGCUGAGAAAGAUGAGUGGUCGCUGGACUGGAAGAAUGGCACGCUGACCAGGCACCAUCGACGCAAAAGAAAGGCCAAGUUCGACCCGAAGCUCAACUCCGACGCCCCACUGCCGUGGACUUUCCUGACGGAGCGUCGAGAGACGCAUGUGAGAAAAGCGCAUGAAGGGAUGAUGGAAGAAGACGACUGGCAGACGCCACAACGGAAGAGUCUAGAUGAAUGGUGGAAAGGCAAAACCGUGUUCUACCUGAAGGAGAUCAAGGAGGCGAAGAACUAUGUGGCCGAGAAGAAAGGUCAAGAUGAAGGGAGACCGGACGCCUCCGGACCUUCAAGCCUGAUCGCAUCAAAGCUCUCCAAGCUGACCAUCGAGGACAUCCUGCAGCUUAACCAGGUUGUGACAGAGCUCAAAGCCCAUUCUGAGCUGAGCCUAAAGGUGCAACCCCUGAAAAAGAUGCGGCUCAGCGUCGUGACCGACGCUUCAUUUGCUAACGCGGGCUUCCACUCCCAGGGAGGGCAUUUGGUCCUCGCCCACGAGAACAACCUCCGCGAUGGAGCCGCAGUCACCACGAAUGUCUUGGCCUGGAGGUCAGGGAAGCUGCAGCGAAUUGUCAAUUCGACUCUGGCUGCAGAGACACAGAGCCUGUCGAGGGGGCUUGCCGAGCUGCUAUGGAUCAUGGUGAUGGUGCAGGAGUUGACUGACGGCACCUUCAACAUCAAAGCGUGGCGCAGCCGGCUGGAGGGUGAGGAGCUCCUGGUGAUGAGCUCUGAGCUGAGUGAGCGAGGCCUGCAGGAAUCUCUCGCGGUGGUCGACGCGAAAUCGCUGUACGACCAUUUGUCCAAGGACUGUCUAGGCGGACAGGACAAGAGGACCGCGAUAGAAAUCCAGAUCAUCCGCCAAGAUCUAAAGGAACUUGGAGGACAGGUCAAAUGGGUAGAUCACUUAGCCAUGCCGGCAGACGGUCUAACCAAGGUCCUUGGUUCCAACGCCGCUUUGUACGAGUUGAUCAACUCGGGGCGUUUUAGCAUCCGGCCCACCGAAGAGCUGAUGAAGAAGCGAGCGGAGGCUCGCAGUGCCGGGCAAAGCAACGCCGACAUCCGGCGAUUCGGGAUCAAAGAAAAUACUGGGUGCUGUGAAUCCAUGUAUCCUGACAUGUCCACGGUUGAUCCCGAAUCCUCAAUGCCUAUCCGGCUCGAUGUACAGGGGCCGUAG
Messenger RNA from Durusdinium trenchii, 6003 nucleotides. Lineage: Eukaryota; Dinophyceae; Suessiales; Symbiodiniaceae. The record is from the annotation of a GenBank genome assembly.